GAGUUGCAUUAUCAUCUUUAUAUUCACAAGGAGUUCUUAACGAUUUUGGAUGAAGUUGAUUGGAUGGAUGCAAAUACCACUCAAAGAGCAAGAGAAAAGGCCAAUGCCAUUGUUUCUUACAUUGGAUAUCCUGACGAGCUUUUGAACAACAGUAAAGUUGGCGAACUAUACACUAAUUUAUCAUUGGUAGAGAGAAGCUAUUUCACCAAUGUCCAAAACCUUCGAAAAUGGUCAACUGAUUUUGCAUUCAACAAACUUCGCAAACCCAAUCUUAAAGGAGAAUGGACCAAACACGCUCGAGCUGCUGUAGUCAAUGCUUAUUACAAUGCUCUCGAAAAUAGUAUUGAAUUCCCUGCAGGUAUUCUUCAAGGAUCAUUCUUCAGUAAAGAUCGACCAAAUUAUCUCAAUUUCGGUGCCAUUGGAUUCGUUAUUGGUCAUGAAAUCACUCAUGGUUUUGAUGAUCGAGGUAGACAAUUCGAUAAAGAUGGUAACAAUAAAAACUGGUGAUAAAAAGCAUGGUUAAAAUAUUUCUUCAAAGCAAUAAGGAUACCAAGU
This is a messenger RNA of Tetranychus urticae (two-spotted spider mite), 555 nucleotides long. RefSeq names its product neprilysin-2-like. Lineage: Eukaryota; Metazoa; Arthropoda; Arachnida; Trombidiformes; Tetranychidae. Gene Ontology annotation, molecular function: metalloendopeptidase activity. The record is from RefSeq and is a predicted model, not a curated record. Gene Ontology annotation, biological process: protein processing. Gene Ontology annotation, cellular component: plasma membrane.